CAGAAGCUUUAAUGAUAAAUAUUGUCACGCUUUGUCGCAGCAAGAAGUCCACACUGCCUCUCAACUCUCGAGAUUCUCUUCGUUUUUUCAGAUCGGAGAUUUGCUGUGAGAAAAUGGCUAAGGAACCAGUUCGCGUUCUCGUCACCGGCGCCGCUGGACAAAUCGGAUAUGCUCUUGUUCCUAUGAUUGCCAGGGGAGUCAUGUUGGGUGCAGACCAGCCUGUCAUCCUCCACAUGCUUGAUAUUCCACCUGCUGCCGAGGCGCUCGAGGGAGUGAAAAUGGAAUUGAUAGAUGCAGCAUAUCCUCUUCUUAAGGGUGUUGUUGCCACAACUGAUGCUGUGGAAGCUUGCAAGGGUGUUAACAUUGCUGUAAUGGUUGGUGGAUUCCCGAGGAAAGAGGGCAUGGAAAGGAAAGAUGUGAUGUCCAAGAAUGUCUCCAUUUACAAGUCCCAAGCUUCUGCACUCGAGAAGCAUGCUGCUGCUAACUGCAAGGUUUUGGUUGUUGCAAAUCCCGCCAACACCAAUGCAUUGAUUUUGAAAGAAUUCGCCCCGUCAAUCCCCGAGAAGAACAUUACUUGCUUAACUAGAUUGGACCACAACAGGGCCCUUGGACAGAUUUCAGAGAGAUUGAAAGUUCAGGUGUCUGACGUUAAGAAUGUCAUUAUUUGGGGAAAUCAUUCCUCAACACAGUAUCCCGAUGUCAACCACGCCACUGUGAAAACCGCGGAGGGAGAAAAGCUUGUCCGCGGACUUGUAGCUGACGAUGACUGGUUGAAUUCGGAAUUCAUAACCAUUGUCCAACAGCGUGGCGCUGCGAUUAUCAAAGCCAGAAAGUUGUCCAGUGCACUUUCAGCUGCUAGCUCUGCCUGCGAUCACAUUCGUGAUUGGGUUCUUGGAACUCCUGAGGGUACUUGGGUUUCUAUGGGUGUAUACUCGGAUGGUUCGUACAAUGUUCCGUCUGGGCUGAUCUACUCUUUCCCUGUCACUUGCAAAAAUGGAGAAUGGAGCAUCGUCCAAGGGCUGUCAAUCGAUGAUUUUUCGAGGAAGAAAUUGGAUUUGACAGCCCAAGAGCUGAGUGAGGAGAAGACUCUGGCAUACUCGUGCCUGUCUUAAGCAGCGAAUGAGAAAAUGUUCUACUUUGGACUGGUGAGUUCUGCACUUUUGAAUAACCGAUCCAUAGUUACUUCUUUUUUUCCAACAAUUAGUGAUUAUGAUGGAAGCUAUGCUAUAUCUCUGUUUCUGUGGAUCAUCAUCCUCAUGGACUACUUGUGCCACCAUGACAAUCAAUACUCUUAAAUUUUACACACUUUUUCAUUA
Messenger RNA from Andrographis paniculata, 1316 nucleotides. Its product is annotated as malate dehydrogenase-like. The transcript is spliced from 7 exons. Gene Ontology annotation, biological process: tricarboxylic acid cycle; malate metabolic process; oxaloacetate metabolic process. Lineage: Eukaryota; Viridiplantae; Streptophyta; Magnoliopsida; Lamiales; Acanthaceae. Bases 12 to 1112 code for a protein of 366 amino acids. The record is from RefSeq and is a predicted model, not a curated record. Gene Ontology annotation, molecular function: L-malate dehydrogenase (NAD+) activity.